GAGAGGCGGAACAAACCGGUGUGUGUGCCCGGAUACACGCUGGAGCAGCUCGCCCGCACUGCAGAUUAACCCUUGAGUCGCCAGAGAUGUUGAGCACUGGGUACCACAAGCCGCUGCAUCCGCGUCCUGUUUUUUUUUUUUUUUUUUUUGAGCCUGUCGUUGCGCGUUGAUCUUUCUCAAUAUUGAGGAUAUGAUCGCCGGCUUGAGGCUGUACCAAUGAUGUACCACAGACUGACACAGGUAUGUGACCCAUCAUGAGACUCUAUGCAACUCAGUCUUAGCAUGCGUGAUGUGUAAAUGAUAAUUUAUGCUAUAAUAUCUGUGUUUUAAUCUCUGCCGUUUUAUCCAGUAUCCCGAAUGAUGAGGAAUGAGGAGAUGAGUUCAGCACCGGUGGAUGGACAGCUGCUCGUUUGACUGUUUUUGCAGACGUGUCGUAGCAGUUCAUCUCAACUGUCCGAACAGGCUGUCCAAACAAAUCAACUUUCCAUUUCCUUCUCAGUCUACCUCAGACAAGAUCAGGCUCCUCAUCGGCAAGGACACAGUCUAUUACCAUACCAGCCUGCCCGGGCUGACCACAAUGCUCUCUUUGUGACUUUUAAAAGACAAACUUUAUCCUUCAAGUAAGCGUCUCCUAAAACUUAUUAAAUUCUUCCAAGAUAAAUCCCUCAGCCAAUCCAGUGGCUGACGGGGUUAGAGGCGGAGCCGUCAGGAGUGUUGUGAGGUUAGCGGUGAGCAGGCUGCUGGUGCCGAAUGCAGAACAUCUUUGAGCAGAACUUGGACAUGGCCACGGCUCUGCUCGCGGGUGAGAAGCUCAAGGAAUUGAUCCUGCCAGGUUCCACACAGGAUGAGAAAGGCGGGGUACUCGCAGGUCUCAUGGUGCAGCUCAAACUCGAGUUGCCCUUUGACCGGGUCGUCACCAUAGGAACGGUCAUCCUCCCCAUACUGUUGGUCACAUUAGUUUUUACACGGAACUUUGCAGAGGAAUCUAUAUAUUGCUACACCCCACACAACUUCACAAGAGAUCAGGCGCUUUAUGCCAGAGGCUACUGCUGGACGGAGCUUCGGGAUGCCGUGCCCGGUGUUGACCCCGAACUUCGGCCCUCCCUCUUUGAGCACAAGUUUUUGCCCUACGCCCUGCUGGCCUUCGCGGGCAUAAUGUACAUACCGGCCCUGGGCUGGGAGUUCCUGGCCUCCACGCGCCUCACUUCUGAGCUCAACUUUCUCCUUCAAGAGAUCGACAACUGCUACCACAGAGCAGCCGAGGGCCGCGCGCCCAAGAUCGAAAAGCAGAUCCAGUCCAAGGGACCGGGAAUUACGGAACGCGAAAGGCGUGAGAUCAUCGAAAACGCUGAGAAGGAAAAGAGCCCCGAGCAGAAUCUGUUCGAAAAGUAUCUGGAGCGCAGAGGGCAGAGUAAUUUUCUGGCUAAGCUGUACCUGGGGCGACAUUUAGCCAUUAUCUGUCUCAGCUCAAUCCCCAUAACUUACCUGAGCGCCUACUAUGCGCGUCAAAGGCAAAACGAGUUCACCUGCGCGCUGGGAGAGCCGCCUGACACCAGCAGUAUUCCCGAACUGCGGCUGAGCGUUAACUGCAAGCUACCAGCCGUGCAGCUCCAGCGCAUUAUGGCCGCCGUAGACAUAGCAUUGCUCUGCACCAUGAACCUCAUCAUCCUUGUGAACCUGCUGCAUUUGUUCGUGGUGCGUAAAUCCAAUUUUGUCUUCGACAAGCUACACAAAGUGGGCAUUAAAACACGCCGCCGCUGGCAGAAGUCGCCGUUCUGUGACAUAAAUAUUCUGGCCAUGUUCUGUAAUGAGAACAGAGACCACAUUAAGUCCUUGAACAGACUGGAUUUUAUUACAAAUGAGAGUGACCUCAUGUAUGAUAAUGUGGUGCGCCAGCUGUUGGCAGCGUUGGCUCAGUCCAACCAUGACUGUACUCCGACUGUUAGAGACUCUGGUAUCCAGACGGUUGACCCCAACAUAGACCCUUCUGUGAUUGGGGUCGGAGAGCUGGGAGGAGAGCCUCUGAUAAUCAAACGACCACGCAAGAAGAUGAAGUGGAUCCCAUCAUCUAACCCUCUGCCACAGUCAUUUAAAGAACCCUUGACACUAACCAGACUAGACAACAGUAUAAAGGCAGACAAACCUAAACCCGUUCGGAGGAAGAAUGUACCUGAUAGCAUUAUGGCUCCACUUCUGGACAGCAAGAGCACACAGUACCCACCUACUAUUAAAGCUCUGGAAACAAAUAAUAUAGAGAGGAAACAGACUCUUAAUCUCUCGCUGGAUGUUCAUCCGUACAUGCUAACCAUUCAGAAAGCAAAAGCAGAAAUAGCCAAUCCUGAGCCAGCUCCUGCCGAGCACGCUCUCAGCAAUGUGUAUAUAGAGGGUCCACAUACGGUUCUCCAGGUCACCUCCUCUCUUACCGAGAAGAAAGUGUCUCCUCCACAGUCCACCACCACUACUACCUUCUCCACAGAUACUCCAUCCACUGCAUCCUAUAUGAAUGGCAGCACAAACAGCGUGAAUCCUUCAGACUCCCCGAAACUAAACAAUCCUCUCAAUCAUGGAGCCGAGUCUGAGGCCCAGCCCAAAACUUUCAGCCGAAACCCCUCGCACUCACUACUGGACAUUCAUCACAGCUUGUACGAGGAAGAGGAGCAAAGCCGAAGGGACAGGCUUGCCAGAUCUGGCGAGCUUAUUGCUGCUGGAGAUUGCUGAAGGCAAAUACAAAUAAACACGCGCACAAAUGCAUAAGCACUUCUGAAUUCAGAAACGAAAUAUGCUGUUUUUUAGGGUGAUUGUGAGACAAUAGUUAUUUUAUAGAAAUGUAGUGACACAUUUUUUACACAUGCAUAUAUGAAUGAAAAACAUACAUACUAUAAAAGGUCCAUUCGGUAAUGUUUAUAUUAUUCCACACCAAAACCUUUAUACUGGAUGCAGCAUCAUGCAAAAUUACGAAGAUACAUAUACAGUACAGUUAGUCAUGUAUUACAAAUGUUGGCUCUCAAAAAGCGACCCAUUCAACAUAGAAUGAGUGGGUAAGAUUAUAGUUUGUAGUUUAUUUAUUUAUAUGUUUAACUUUUAAUUGAUGCAUCUUUAAUCUCAAUCGCCCAGCCUUACAUCCACAUACUUAGAAGUGUGUGUAGUUCCACACACACUUCCAAGGGAAGUAAAAAUGCCCAAGACUUUGGUGCUCACCCUAUGGGUUAAUGAGUCCCCUAUAACAUUCCAAAUGAGGAAAAAAGCAUUGAUUAUUUUGCACAAAGCACAAUUUGUUCGUUUGUAACAUCAAUGGCGUCAUGUUCUUUUCGCAUACACAAUUUUCAUGUUUUGUCACAGAUGUCAGGAUGUAUCGAGCGCAAUAUAUUCAUUCUUACUACUGUAUAUGCAACCUCACUUGUUAUUAGUGCAAUAACAUAUAUAUUUAAAAUGUAAAUACGUAGCUGUAUAGAAGGAACAUUGUUCCUACAUAUUAUUUUGAUAGUUCUUAUGUGAUUGAAUGUAGGCAAAGAAAAAAGUCACUUAUUUAUAAUGCACAUCGGUGCACUUAUUUAACAAAACUAAGUCUCCAGAUCA
Misgurnus anguillicaudatus (oriental weatherfish) is the source of this 3576-nucleotide messenger RNA. It is a transcript of the gene panx2, whose product is annotated as pannexin 2. Gene Ontology annotation, cellular component: plasma membrane. Gene Ontology annotation, molecular function: wide pore channel activity. The record is from RefSeq and is a predicted model, not a curated record. NCBI's taxonomy places the organism in Eukaryota, Metazoa, Chordata, Actinopteri, Cypriniformes, Cobitidae. Gene Ontology annotation, biological process: monoatomic cation transport; positive regulation of interleukin-1 production; cell-cell signaling.